CUAUUACUUUACAUAACCUCUAAACAUAACCUUUCAUCCACUACAUGUUAAAAUUAAAGUUUAUUAACUAAAACCAAGAAUGACGACAAUCCUGAGAGGUUUUAUAACAAAGCUGCGUCAAAUCGCGUUCCCCACAAACACCCUAAACUACUUUAAUAACUUAGGGGCCACCUCUAAGUUUUGUCAACAUAGUCCCGUCACGGAGCAAGAAAUCACAACCAUACUAAAAAAGAAAUACCCCGAAGCAACCAACAUCACAGUCGAAGAUGUGUCCGGAGGUUGUGGAGCCAUGUUCAACAUCUUCAUAGAAACCAAAGAUUUCAAAGGAUUGUCCGUAGUGAAACAACACAGAUCAGUGUACGACACACUUAAAGAACAAAUCAAGAAUAUACAUGGACUUCAUGUGGAAACGAGAGUACCCAACUAGCUAGCUUUGUUGUAAAUUUUAGUAAUAAUAUUGUUUUCAUAAA
Messenger RNA from Aethina tumida (small hive beetle), 470 nucleotides. RefSeq names its product bolA-like protein 3. The transcript is spliced from 2 exons. Lineage: Eukaryota; Metazoa; Arthropoda; Insecta; Coleoptera; Nitidulidae. The record is from RefSeq and is a predicted model, not a curated record. The coding region runs from base 80 to 427 and encodes 115 amino acids.